Hyla sarda is the source of this 7811-nucleotide messenger RNA. RefSeq names its product zinc finger protein 804A (gene ZNF804A). NCBI's taxonomy places the organism in Eukaryota, Metazoa, Chordata, Amphibia, Anura, Hylidae. The record is from RefSeq and is a predicted model, not a curated record. Gene Ontology annotation, cellular component: nucleus. The transcript has 4 exons. The coding region runs from base 142 to 3423 and encodes 1093 amino acids.
CCAUCAGAGACAUACGAGAUCCUCAGGCAGCUGCACACACUUUCCUCCACUCUCCCUGCAGAUCAUCACACUCUGCAUUAUUAGUCAGGACACCGCUGCCCGGCAGCUCGCGUUGAACGUUGUAUCUCGUGUAAUGGAGGGAUGGAGUGCUACUACAUUGUCAUCAGCUCCUCGCACCUGAGCAACGGACACUUCCGUAACGUCAAAGGAGUUUUCCGAGGACCCCUCACGAGCAACACAACUCUGGACUUGUCUGAAAAGGAAAAUUCAAGAGGAAAUGCAUUGGAAUCCCUGAAGGCAAAUUUCUACUGUGAGCUGUGUGAUAAGCAAUAUUAUAAGCAUCAGGAAUUCGAUAACCAUAUCAAUUCCUAUGAUCAUGCACACAAACAGAGGCUUAAAGAGCUGAAACAGAGGGAAUUCUCUCGAAAUGUAGCAUCAAAACUAAGAAGGAAUGAAAGAAAACAAAAAAAGUAUCUUCAAAGGCUCCAUAAUCUGGCUGAACAUAAGAAAGAAUCCACAUGUGCUCCAGGAAGUGGUCCAAUGUUCAAAUCAACAACAGUGACUGUUCACGAUCAUAUUCAUGGAAGUCUUCAAAGCACUAUUGUCCACACUGCAGAAAGAGAAAAGCCCCAGUUUGCAUCUAUUGCAAAUAUUCAUAACAGCACAAACAUGGCAUCUAUACUUUUACCAAGUUCAGAGAGUCCACAAAGUGAUAACCUGAUUCAAAAAGAUAGCGAACAUAAAAUAAGCUUUUCUUUCUCAUUUCCAAAAAAGACCCCAGUUAAGCUUGAAGCCUCAGCUGCAGUAUUCUAUGAAUACAAUGAAGACAUCUCAAGUUGUCAUAGGUUGAAGAAAAGAAGUAGAUUCUUACCGGGGUCAUUCAGUGUUCAAUCAUCCUUACCAAUAGAUACACUGUCAUGUCUAAAUGAUGAGGGUGGAGAAUCUGUCUCGAGUCCUGGAGAACCAUUGCCAGGAAAAGGAGAUUCUGCCCAAGAUACGGAUCCGAAACUGUUGCCUGAAAAAGAGUUAACUAGUUUUCUAAACUCAAAUGUUUGUCAUUUCAAAGUGCCUUUAGAAUUUGAGGUCCAAGCACAACAUGUGAACUCAGACUCUCUCAUUCACUCGAAACAAAAUGACCACAAAACUGACCAUGAUAAACUGGCUAUAAAAUGCCUAAAUUUGGAAAUGCCUUGUCUGAAAACAACAGAUGAUGACAGUAAAAAUGACGAACCAUUACUGGGUAAUGGAGAAUUAAAAACUAGCAAUAAUAUUAGUAUCACGGAAAGUGUAUCAAAUUUAUCAGUCAAUGAAGAUAGAAAAAUUAUGCAAAAAAAUGAGGAGCUCAAAAGGAGGUUAAGCAAUGCCUUUCAUCCAGUGCAAAGUAAAGAUGGGUCAAAAGUUCUCCAAUGGCCUUCUGAAAUGAUAAAAUAUACCUGCACACAACCAUCAAUCUCCUAUAGUUGUAACCCACUACAUUUUGAUUUUCGGUCAUCAAAAGCAAUAAAUCAAAAAGAUCAACCAUUUUCCCAGGGCAGCACCUUCUCUGAAAAUGAUCCAAAUACAAUGCUAAAAUUAAAUUGUGAAACAGUUAUCUCCAAAGACAAUAAUGAUACAAUAAUGUCAAAAAUGUCAAACCACAUGUCAAAGGCUUCGGGUAAACUGAAAUGCUAUAGCUUAAUCUGCAGCAUUAAAGAAGAUCAAAAGCACAAUAUCUCAAAAUAUCUUUUGAACAAUGAUUUUGAUUAUGGAAAGAGGAAGAGCAAUAAGAAAUUUCAUUAUACAAGUCGAAAAGGAAGAAAACGAAAAUGUACAUUCAACGAACCCAGAAUUAGAUAUAAGCAAAAAUGUCACAUAAAUGAAGAAGAAACUGAAAGUGGUUUAAAAAAUUUAGGACGACAACAAGUCGGAUCAAAAGAUGUAUUUUGCUCAUUAAAAAAUUUAACAUUUUCUCAUCAUCUGCCACAUGCUGCGAGUGACCACACUGAAAGAGAAUUGUUAAAAAGACCGACGUUAAAGAUCAAACAAAAAUGUGAGGUUUGGAACAUAGAUCAGAAAAGAGGUUUCACCAAGCAAAUAGAAAAUGAACUGAGCAAGAACACAAGGUCUUUCAACUACCAAUCAAAAGUCUUGCAACUAAAUCAUUGUUCUCAAAAUAUAGCUUAUUCUAACACAUAUUGUAGCUGGAGUUCUAACAAAAUAACCUCUAAUCAUCAAAAUCAGGAAACCUUUCUAAACCAUAGUUAUACGUUCAAAAGAACACGUAGCACUGUCAUAGAUGAAAUAGAAUUGUCUUUUAAAAGGCCCAGGUUCUGCAGAUCUUUCUCAGCUUCCCAACAGGUCUUUAUUCCAGAGAAAAACUUUUCUAUUUUGUGUAAACCUUUACACCUAAAAAGCGCAGAACUUAACAAGAAAACAAAUAGCACCAACAGAAACAAAUACUGCAAACUAAUAAAAAAUAAGGCCACUUUUCACAAAGCUGACAUAUUCCUUAAUGAAAACUACUACAGAUUAGCAAAAGAAUCCCUUAGAGCGAAGGAGUUUCUCAAGAAAAUAGUGAAAAUAAAAAAAGUGGUGGAAAAUAAGCUGGACCAGUUAUGUAAAAAUUUGCUAGCCUUCAAAUAUAAUAAUAAGCCUCUGAUUUCCUCUUCCAUUAAAGACCUUAGUACGGAAGCUGAGGAAAUGAUCUUACCAUCAAUAAAAGAUAGUAAACAAGAUAAAGAUCCUCUUCUCUUUAGUAGUGACGUACCACAGUGCCAAGGACAGUCAACGCGUUGGUCCAUAGCUUGUAAUGAAGUGAGAAACAAUGAUGGUCAAGAUAAAUCAGGGAAGAGAGAAAGUCAAGGAACACCACUGGAUGAAGCACAUGUGACUUCCAGAAAAUAUAUUACAGAGAAGCUCUUCUCACAUGCCACUAUUCCUUACCAACAAACUCAUUCUCCAGGGACAUACUCUAAGAGACUUAAGUAUCAUCAAUAUGCCAUGUAUGGCCCAACACUACAGCCCCCUCCCUUUCCCACAAGAUUUAAACUGAUAUUUCCAGCCACAGCUAUUCAGACUUGUGCCACCAUAUAUCCAGUUCCUUUAGAGUCACCAUUAUGUUCUUCUUCUGUACCUGCCUUACCUCACCAUCUAACCCCUCCCUUUCAAGCUGGCUCUUUUGACAGUAUCAAACUCAUAGGUCCUCAUCAGCAAUUUCUAUGUCCACAAAGCCAAGGUAUCUCUAGGACUCCGUUCUACCAAAUGACAAUGGAGCCCAGCUUAUGUACUGGAGAUGCGUUUGGUUCUUCACCACAAGUACCCAUUAUUGCAAAUACUGUACUUUGUCACAUUCCUGUGCCUCUUCCACAGCCUUCACAUACAACAGUUUUUACACCAGUACACUCACAAUUGCCAACUCUUAUUCCUCUGCAUUCUCUUUUUUAAGUGUUAUGUCUUUAGGCCAAAACAUAAGCAUCAUGGGUAGAAGGUUUUCAAGUCCAAGGACAAAUGGAGAUCAAGCUUUUUUGUCAGACUUAAAAUGAACAAGUUGAAUUUCCCUUUUAAGUGCACUUUAAACUAAUAGGUGCUAAGGGAUUCCAUCAUAACCAGAGUUUAAAGGACUGUAUACAAAACUUUGAGAAAAUGUCCUAGAACAUGAUCGUUUAACCUAUUAUAUGCAUCUAAAAGAAUCUCUUAUUUAAACUAUGUGUGCCUCAAUGGCACAAUAUUAAAGGAUUUUUUAAACUCUAAUACCAGAAGAUAUAAAGCAAGUUACAAAGGAAAUUUAAGCAUGAAGAGCUCUAGUCCAACGCUCCUUUACAUAGGCAGCUGACAGACCAAUACAAGCAACAGUAGGGUCAAUUGGUUCCUGUUAAAGGAGCCAUUACAUGUCCCAAGUGUGGCGAAGGUGUCUCAAACAAUCUCUGUAUUGUUUUCAAAUCAACUGGUGCCAGAAAGUUAAACAGAUUAUUACAUUACUUCUAUUUCAAAAUCUGAAGCCUUCCAGUACUUAUCAGCUGCUGUAUGCUACAGAGAAAUUUGUAAAGUUAUUUCCAGUCUGACCACAGUGCUCUCUGCUGACACCUCUGUCCUUGUCAGGAACUGUCCAGAUUAGAGGGAAAUCCCUAUAGAAAACCUGUCUUGCUCUGGACAGUUCCAGACAUGGACAGAGGUGUCAGCAGAGAGCAUUGUUGUCAGACUGGAAAGAACUUGACAAAUUUCUCUGAAGUAUAUCUGUAGUAUACAGCAGGUGAUAAGUACUAGAGGGGUUAAGAUUUUUUAAUAGAAGUCAUUUACAAAUCUGUUUAAUUUUAUGGCACCAGUUCAUUUUAACAAAACAAUUCCACCAGAUUUCCCCUUUAAGUGGAUCUGGAGGUCAAAACUAUCCUGCCUGUACAGGGAAUAAAUUCUGUUUUAUUUAUCUUUAAUGUCUCUUCCCAGCCUCUUCUUCCAACCAUUUCCAUUUGCCUCCUGCAUUUUGUGUUUCUCUUCCAUUGCUCCCUUUACCUUGUGUCUUCACCUUGCCCCUCCUUGUCUCUCUCCAUUUGGUGCCAUUUUCUGCCACACCUAUCCAGACAAAAUCUCUGCCACCUUCUGUCCCAUGUGCAACUUGCCCCACAGAGCCUCUGAUCUUUUGGUCCUCCCUGUCCCAAACUACUUUGUAUUAAGAAGCAUCUGUCUCACUAAUAGUGCUGUCCAAAUUGCUUGACUGCAAUGUUUAACCCCUUAAGACGUACUGGAACGUCACGUGUCCGCUCCCGAUCUAUAAUGCGGGGCCACGGCGUGUCCCCGCGUCAUAGCGGGUCGGGCCUGGCCUCUAACAACGGCCGGGACCCGUGGCUAAUAGCGCGCGGCAUUGAUCGCGGUGCCGCGCACUAUUAACCCUUUAGACGCGGCGUUCAACUUUGAAUGCCGCGUCUAAAGUGAAAGUGAAAGUAUGCCGGUUAGCUCAGUGGGCUGUUCGGGAUAGCCACGGUGAAAUUACGGCAUCCCGAACAGCUUACAGGACAGUAGGAGGGUCCCUACCUGCCUCCUCGCUGUCCUAUCACUGAAUGAAUGCUCAGUGCCUGAGCAGUCAAGCGGCAGAAUCAUCAAUCACUGGUUUCUUAUGAGAAACCAGUGAUCAAUGUAAAAGAUCAGUGUGUGCAGUGUUAUAGGUUCCUAUGGGAGCUAUACCACUGCAAAAAAAAAGUGAAAAAAAUGUGAAUAAAGAUAAUUUAACCCCUUCCCUAUUAAAAGUUUGAAUUAAAAAAAAGGCGCAAAAAAUGAGCCCUCAUACCUCCCCAUACGCGGAAAAAUUAAAAAGUUAUAGGGGUCAGGAAUGACAAUUUUAAACGUAUUAAUUUUCCUGCAUGAAGUUAUGAUUUUUUCCAGAAGUCCAACAAAAUCAAACCUAUAUAAGUAGGGUAUCAUUUUAACCGUAUGGACCUACAGAAUAAAUAGUAGGUGUCAUUUUUACCGAAAAAUGUACUACGUAGAAACGGAAGCCCCCAAAACAAAACAACUUUUUUUUCAAUUUUGUCUCACAAUGAUUUUUCUGUUUCACCGUAGAUUUUGGGGCAAAAUGGCUGAUGUCAUUACAAAGUAGAAUUGGUGGCGCAAAAAAUAAGCCAUCACAUUGAUUAUUAGGUGCAAAAUUGAAAGAGUUAUGAUUUUUUUAAAGGCAAGGAGCAAAAAACGAAAAUGCAAAAACGGAAAAACCCCCGAUCCUUAAGGGGUUAAAGAAUAAAACAUCCAGGACCUGAGAUGACUCCAAUACCAGAUGUUGCAGCAGGACAUCCACUGGAAUGGGAACAGGAGGACAUCUGAUGGAAUGGGAACAGCUCCAGUGCUCAUACCCUCCAACAGACAUACUAUUACACACAAUUGCAGAUAGGACACUGCAAUUGGGAUGUUCUAGUAUGUAGAUUUAAGAGAAUGGUUAAAGGAGCUCAGCUAAGCUGUCAUUGGUGUACAUAGAUGAUAAGGGGUCCAAUUGCAAAGAUUAAAAUGGACUACCUAUUACAGAAUCUGACUUUGCCUCUUUGGAACAGAAAGACCAAGUCUUUUUUCCUUGCUUUCCAUGACCCUUAGAUUAAUACACUUAUCCUUGUAUUUUUUGGCAAUGCAGUUCCCUGAGGAAAAUAUUUUUGCACAGUUUCCAGUAACAAAAGAAAUGGGGCCAGCCAGGCUUGAACCCCUUUCACCAGGGUUCUUAUAGCAGCCAUUUGGUCUCUAUAAUAUGUAUACCCUUGUAAGCUGUUAACUUUUGUGUCUGACAAAUAGGUUUGACAACUGUUUCCUUAAAGUAGCAGUUAGUUCUUGUUAUAGCACCUUUAUUUAACAAAAUUGCAUGUGAUGCAUUUGGCAUAAUGUUCUUAUUUUUUUAUUUUGACUUUUAGUAGAAUUUCACCCUCUCUUUUUUGUAAUAUCCCAGAGUACCUCAUCUGAGAAUAUGCUGCCUAAAUAUUGUUUACAUAGCAUUGAAUAACAUUAUAAAAUUCUUCUUAAAUAUCAUGAUCGCUAAUUAUGUAUUUAAUAUUUAGUUACUUAAAGGGGUUAUCAACCUUUUAAAAAAAAAAUUUAAAGCCUGAUCCCCCGUUUUGCCACGAUCGACAUUCCGGUCCUGCUUUAGGAGCAGGAGUGGUGCUCUGGUCUUGCUUUAAAGGAGAAAUGUGGCUGCAAAACUUUUAACUUUCCCUGUGCCCGGGCUGCAAAAACUAAAAACAAACAAACUUUAACUCACCUACCUACGUUCCCUUGUUCCUCAGGCACUGCUCGGGUCUCUGCUUAUCCUCGGAACUUCACACUGCAGUCAGCGUAUCGCUCAAGCUGGCUCCUUACAUGACAGUGCGCUCAGCCUAUCACCGGCCGAAGCAGGAUAUCGCUGCAGCUGGCCAUAUGAUGACCGCAGUGUGAGGUUCAGAGGAUAAGAAGCAGAUGCCGACGCAACGGGGGAACGUAGAAAGGUUAAAGUUUUUUAUUUUUGUUUUAGGGCACAGGGAAAGUUAAAAGUUUUACGUCACAUUUCUCCUUUAAGAGGUCCAUGACUGCCGCAGCCAACCAGUGGCCUUAUUGGUCACACUCCGUACUCAUAGCAUCAUCACAGUGAUAAGUGACAUGAUGCCAGGAGUAUGGAGCAUGACUGCCAAGGCCACUAAUUAGCUGUGGGGAUCAUGUGACUUUCACUCUUAAAGCAAGACCAGAGCACCACUCUGAGGCAGAAGGGAUCAGAGCAGGAAUGGGGGGGGGGGCAGUAGGCGUCAGUAGUGUCUUUGGGAGAACUCGGGAGGGGGGUAACAGUUUAUUUUAAUGAAUUUGAGGCCUCCCAAAAAAAAAAUUUUAAGUGGAUAACCCCUAUAAACAUUUACAUACCUACUUGUUGGGAGAGGUCACACAGAUAUAUUUAUUAUUGUUUUACAUCUGAGUUUGAAGGCCCUGAAUACAGAGAUAAUAUAUCUAUAUUUCUUGGAAUACCUUACUGAAGGUAAACCCAACACAUGAGGUGAAUGGGGCCUUAAUCUAAAACAUUUUAUUAUUAAAUUAAGUUAAAUUAAACAAUUUAAUGCUAGACCAUAAUUUUUGUGAAACAUAAUUUAUUUAUUGUCAUCUUAUUGUAAAUGUUAACUAUAUAUUUAAGAAGGUUUUCCUCAUGUAGACAAGCUUUUUAUAUAUGCUAUUAGGGCAGACAGACAUCAUAGAGGGCAGGGGCAACAUCAGCACUCAUCAAGGUUGGGAACAUUCUGUCUAGAGGGGUAGAGCCCACUGCUGCUCUCUGCUGUAACUGACCUGUGUGGUUUUUCUUAUACAGGAUAGCAGGUGAAUCUAAACAGUAUGCUGCAGUAUUAAAGGGG